This is a messenger RNA of Dreissena polymorpha, 1003 nucleotides long. Its product is annotated as big defensin-like. The record is from RefSeq and is a predicted model, not a curated record. The transcript has 3 exons. Bases 218 to 574 code for a protein of 118 amino acids. NCBI's taxonomy places the organism in Eukaryota, Metazoa, Mollusca, Bivalvia, Myida, Dreissenidae.
UGCUGUACCUUCUUAUGUUAGCUUCAAUCAGAUAGACCAAUGUUAUAUUUAAAUGGCCAUGAUUGAUUGUUAAAUAUAUGUAUAGUUGAGAUAUAAAGAUUUUUCGGUAUCGAAACUACACAAAAUCUUCCAGAUAUCCGUAAAUAAGAUAUAAAAAGACAACAAUGACCGUGUUCUUUCAUCGACUGCAGAAGACAUUCUCUUUGAGGUGUCAAAGAUGAACACUCAAGGCUUUUACUGUGUGUUCUACAUCCUCUUGCUGACCAUGACUGUUCCGUCGCUCUGUGCCCAUGAGGCGCUUGAGGAUGCACCCGAUCGUGAGAAGAGAGACAUGGGGUUUGCUGUGGCACCUAUUGCAGUAUAUGCUGGAGCUGCCGUGUCGCCUUGGGUGUGGGCAGCACUUGUAGCCGCAUAUGGACUUGCGGCACUGCACAAGUAUCAUGUAUCGAGGACAUCUUCGGACAAUCACUCAUGUGCUAAUAACCGGGGCUGGUGUCGGAAAAAAUGCUGGGACCAUGAGCGCAUCGACCGCUACCACAGCGACGUCUGCGGCAAAUACUAUUGCUGCAGGUGAAAAAUAUAGACACGUUGAAAGUCCGGUACUUGGUUCGUUUGAUGAAAAGCAAAAUAUACUACCGUUCACUGUUUAUGUAUUAUGUAUACGUUCUGGAUGUUUCGAAGAUUAUUAUUUUUCACUUGUUGAGAAAGCAAAAUUAAACGCAUUAAAAAUUCAAGAUAUUGAUAAAAUGAACUUCUAGGACAUGAAUAUGAAUACUUUUAAUGGCUGUCGCAGCUUUUGUAAUUCACCUCCAAAAUUAAUGCGUCCUUUCAUUUAUCAUUUUCAUUUACUGGUUAGUUACAUACUUCUCACUAUACAAUGAAAUGUAAUAUAUCUUAACUGUAUUUCUGUUAUACAAAUAUAAUUAUUAUUAAAAUGCUAAUGUGCCUUGUUAAUUAUUCUGAAAUUAAUAAACAUAAUUAUGAAGUGUACGUUGUAUAUAGU